Molecule: messenger RNA, 2090 nt
Organism: Neurospora crassa OR74A
Lineage: Eukaryota; Fungi; Ascomycota; Sordariomycetes; Sordariales; Sordariaceae
Product: arsenate reductase
Exons: 2
Coding region: 1169-1657 (162 amino acids)
Cellular component (GO): cytoplasm; nucleus
Molecular function (GO): protein tyrosine phosphatase activity
Source: RefSeq, a predicted model, not a curated record
AGGCGAUACUGACGAUAAAGCGAGGAACAGUCAUUGAUCCUGAGCGUGUCAAAUGUCCUCCCUUCUUAUAGGCUACACUUGACUGAAGGCCGCGGUCUUUGAUACUCAUAAGAGUCGUCAGGUUCCUAAGUAUCUUGGUAGCUGAUUGAACCCUGGAAGAAGGAAGCUAGUGAUGCCGGCGAAGGCUAGGCUAAGCGAACUUGCGCAGCAAAGAACAACUUGCUGAGCCUUCUUGAUGACUCAUGAGCCCACCAGAGUCCCAGCAGUCUGGAUUCAAAAGCGUUGUCAUAUGGAAGUAUCAAAGGCUUAUUUCAAGUCGAGCAAGUCGAAAAAAGAACUGGACUGGCAUAAAGAGACACGGAUAAACGGCUGUAAGUAGUUGAAGUUCGCGGCUAACAUGUUUAUUUCCGGGCCGUGAUGCGGCAUGUUGUACAAGCAGCGACUGGUACUAUGUCGGCCCUCCGAGGGGGGAGAACGAACGACAGGGUAAAAACAUUCCAUAUUGGGUGUUCGGAGACUGAUAGGUGAAGGAAACUGAAGUUGCCGUUCGUCGUCGUUUGGGACAGCAUUCAUUCUCUUCCCUUACCACUAGGUGGCUACACGCAGGAUGUACCAGACAUCGCGGUUGCCAGCCAGCAAUAUCUUACGUCGACCUUUCCAGGCCGUCGGUAAACCAAUUCUCCUUUACCUUUUAUACUCUUUUCUUUCGUUCCAGCUUCCUUACUCGGGCACCGGGCCCCCGAAUAUUUUUCUCCACUCCUGAAAUCCCCCAACUCUCGAGUCCGGUGUCCACCGACGCCCAUGAUUGCCAACCACUGCUGUCCCUGACCCCUCUCGGAGGCUAGAUUCGUAAAAGGUUCCCCAGCAGCUGACAGAACGUUCGAUGGUGUCACGGUUUCGUCAACAAAAAAUCGUGACGUUUGACAGCCAGGAUGAUUCCGCACCAACAUCGGGCAUCCUCGGCACGCCCCUCAACUGACCAAUCAGAGGUCUUCCUGGUGACUAACCGCCAAGGAUAGGGGUCCUCGAUGCUUGAUGAUGUGUUUGCCGUUCUUCAACAGCUUAUAUCUUCCAAAACGGGCAGUGUAACUCGUCGCGCGUAACCUUGAUUUUCGUCAAUUUGAGACACGCAGUUCAAAGUGUUUGCGCAAAUCGUCGAGAGACAAAAAUGUCCACAGCACCCCCAGACACCGAAACCGAGACGGCGCCCUGGUACGCCGCCUACCCCGAGCCUCAGUCGGACCUGAUGAACAUCUCGCGCGCAGAGGUGCUGGAGAUGCUCAAGGGCUCGACGGGUGAAACGGCCGGCAAGGAUUUCGUGCUAGUCGAUUUGCGAAGAGACGAUUGCAAGGGCGGCACAAUCCGCGGCUCAAUCAACCUCCCCGCGCAGUCAAUGUACCAGACUCUCCCGACGAUCUAUGACAUGUUCAAGGCGGCGGGGGUGAAGAAGGCCAUCUUCUACUGCGGCACUUCGAGAGGCCGUGGUAGCCGUGCCGCGCGCUGGUUGUCGGAUUACCUCGUCAAAAUAGGCGAUGACUCGAUUCAAAGCUUUGCUCUGUUUGAGGGCAUCAAGGGCUGGGCAAAUGCGGGGCCCGAGUAUGUCGAGUUUAUGGAUGAGCACGACGGGUCGGUUUGGGAGAGGUUGAAGAGCCAGUGAAGGACGCGGAGGCGGGAUUGGUGGAUGACGGCCGGGGGUGGUUCGUCGAUGGCGGUGGUGGUGGUGGUUGUUGAUGGUCGAGAGGGGUGUGGGGAGAUGUGGGAGAUGUUGAAGAGGGACGCGGAGGAGGCGGUUGGGACGUUGCCUGUGCUUGGUUGAGGGGACUGGUUUUGGGUGGUGGACAUGAUUGAUGUGUGUUGAUGAUGGGAAUGAGGGCAUUCAGGGGUGGUUGUUUACAGCUUCGUUCACAAACAACGGGAGCAUUGACAAAGCAGAAGGGAAUCAACACAGAUAUAAAUUCCCGAUCCCAAAAGACAGGGACAUGGAUUAUGUUUCCAUGACUGCAUAAAGUCGAAAAUCGUAUGAGGCGAGUUUGGACUUCUUGGACUCCAUUCGCUCACCGCACAAAUCCAUCACAUCUGUUGGGCUUCAA